UUAAAAUCAACAUUUGGCAACAGUGCAAAUAAUGUUUUGACAUAACCUCAUAACCAAACUUUUUUCGGUUUCGAUUUUCUCUCUUGACUUGACGUGUCCCUUUUUCAAAAGUUCCAUAUUUCGAAUUAAAAAAUGCAUUCCGUGCUCCAAAGGGGCAACUCAAUAUUGGCCUACGCCCUUAGCGUCUUAGCCUUUUUAACGUUUUGCUGUUUCAUAUCCACAGUGUUUUUAAAUUACACCACAAACACUGACAUCAAGACUGUAAAGGUUCUAGUCAAAAACGUGCCUGAUUAUAGCGCGUCUAGAGAAAAAAACGAUUUAGGAUUCCUCACGUUUGAUCUCAAAACUGAUUUAACUCAUUUAUUCAACUGGAACGUUAAACAACUGUUUUUGUACCUCACAGCCGAAUAUACGACACCCAGUAACGAAUUAAACCAGGUGGUGUUAUGGGACAAAAUUAUUUUGAGAGGAGAAAACGCCGUUUUGGAUUUCAAAAACAUGAACACCAAAUACUAUUUUUGGGAUGAUGGAAAUGGAUUGAAGUCAAACAAGAAUAUUACGUUGACACUGUCUUGGAAUAUUAUUCCAAAUGCUGGUCUACUACCAAAUGUAUUUGCUACUGGUUCACAUUCUUUUAAAUUUCCUGUAGAAUAUACAACUUCAAGAAUGUAAUUUAAUGUAAUAAAACUAUGUUUUUUUUUUUUUUUUUUUGUAAAAAGUUAUGUCUUUUAUUGAUCAAGUGCUCUAAGUGUUGCUUAAAUAAUAAUAAAUUGGAUUUGUUCUCAAUAAUUAUAUACAAAUUAAAUAUAAAUAAUUUAAAAUAAAAAACAACUAAUUGCCUACAAAUACAUUUUGACUAUUAAUAAUAUUUAUUCAGUUUGGACUUUUUUUUCUUGAGUAAUAACAGAAUCAUUGAAUUCUUUUGAUAUUUGUAAUAACUUCCUUAAGCCCUGGUUUUCAAGUUUCAAUUUCGCCAUUGACUCUUCAAAUUUCAAAGUUCUAUUAUCAUCGAGCUCAGCUGCUUGUCUCAUAACAGCAGCCAUUUCAGCUAUUUUAUCAGAUUGCUGCUCUAUUAUGUAUUGGUAUCUUUCUUCUUGAAUUGUUUUGAAAUCGAUUCUUGAUUUGUAUAUUUGGUUUCCUGUGUGCUCUCUAUACUUGGUCAUAAUGUGUUCCAAGGUGCACUGGUAAUCUUCCAAAGCAGAUUUUAGUUCUCUGUUUUCUUGCUGGAUCUCUCGCAAGUGUCUAUUUUCUUUUUGAAUAUUGGCUAUCAGCUGGGAAUGGGGUUUUUGAUUGGCCACUUCGUUGAGCUGCUCCACUUCCUCUUGAAACUGUUUCAUAGCGUCGAUUUUUUUGUUAAUUGCUUGAGUUUCAGUGAGCAGAUUAUCAGCAAUGUCGUCUCGAUCCUUCAACUUUCCUGCAAGUCUUUUGGCAUCGGUGAUAAU
Ceutorhynchus assimilis (cabbage seed weevil) is the source of this 1442-nucleotide messenger RNA. The record is from the annotation of a GenBank genome assembly. Lineage: Eukaryota; Metazoa; Arthropoda; Insecta; Coleoptera; Curculionidae.